AUGCCGAGAGGAAUAAUCCGCCAUUAUAAUGUAAAAUGGAAAAACCUUCUGCUAAUCAUUCUGCUCAUGGCUGCAACCCUAACUUUACUAAAACAUAACCACAAAUACGUGUUUUUCAAUACUAGCAAUAACUUGGAGCUGACUGACAAUAACCCACAAUUCCCUGUGAACUGCACGAAGAUCUUAGGAGGCGAUGUUGAGGAAAUUCAGAAUGCUAAACUACAUUUGUUAACUGUUGAUUACAGAAAACAUCGACAUGCGCUUACUGUGGAGGACUACAUUAACAUGACAAAAGACUGUAGUUUGUUUACCAAAGAACGAAAGUACAUUCUUUAUCCUCUCAGCAAAGAGGAGAGCGAGUUCCCUAUUGCUUACUCAAUUGUUGUUCACCACAGGAUUGACAUGUUUGAGAGGCUCUUGCGCUCCAUAUACAUGCCACAGAAUUAUUAUUGCAUUCAUGUUGACCAAAAAGCUUCAACAUCAUUUCUGGAGGCUGUUAAAGCAAUUGCAUUCUGUUUUGAAAAUGUUUUUAUUGCCAGUCAACUUGAGACAGUGGUUUACGCGUCAUGGACUCGAGUGCAGGCUGACUUGAACUGCAUGAAGGAUCUACAUGCGCUUAAUGUACAGUGGAAGUUCUUAAUAAAUCUCUGCGGGUUGGACUUCCCAAUUAAAACCAACCAGGAGAUGGUGGAGAUGUUAAAAGCUUUAAAGGGGGAGAACAACCUUGAAACAGAAAAAAUGCCAUCACACAAGGAAGUAAGGUGGAGGAAACGUCACGAGAUUGUUGAUGGAUAUGUUAAAAAAACUGACAUUGAUAAAACAUUGCCACCAUUUAAUAUUCCAAUUUUUUCUGGUAGUGCUUACUUUGUUGUCACUAGAGCGUUUGUUAGCUACCUCUUGACAAAUGAGAAAACUCAGUCUUUUCUAGAAUGGUCUAAGGACACUUAUAGUCCAGAUGAAUUUUUGUGGGCUACUUUACAAAGAAUUUCAGAAGUGCCAGGUUCUGUUCCUGCCAAUAGUAAAUAUGACGUUUCUGAUAUGAACUCUAUCGCCAGGUUUGUAAAAUGGAAAUAUUUGGAAGGGGAUAUGUCAAAGGGAGCUCCAUAUCCACCUUGUAGCGGGAUUCAUGUUCGUGCUGUUUGUGUGUUUGGUGCAGGAGACUUGCAGUUCAUGCUGGGAAAACACCAUUUAUUUGCUAAUAAAUUUGAUGUUGAUGUCGACCCUACUGCCAUUCAGUGCCUAGAGGAACAUUUAAGAUACAAAGCUUUGCAUCCAGAAAGUGACAUUUGA
Messenger RNA from Pelobates cultripes (western spadefoot toad), 1290 nucleotides. The record is from the annotation of a GenBank genome assembly. NCBI's taxonomy places the organism in Eukaryota, Metazoa, Chordata, Amphibia, Anura, Pelobatidae.